This is a messenger RNA of Haplochromis burtoni (Burton's mouthbrooder), 8410 nucleotides long. RefSeq names its product SET and MYND domain containing 4 (gene smyd4). Lineage: Eukaryota; Metazoa; Chordata; Actinopteri; Cichliformes; Cichlidae. Gene Ontology annotation, molecular function: protein binding. The record is from RefSeq and is a predicted model, not a curated record. The coding region runs from base 144 to 2450 and encodes 768 amino acids. The transcript has 10 exons.
GAACUGUAGUUUGGUCCACUCUAACGUGACAGCUGUGCUGAGAGCGCUGAGAGCUCAUGUGAAACUAAUUCAAAACAAACCCAAACUACUCUCCGGUCCUGCGGUCCUGUCAGCAGGGUGACGCGGUUCUGUUGUAAUCCAUAAUGGAUCUGCCGUGCGUUCAGUGGCAAGAUCACGUGGCACAGAAGUGGCGCGCUCUCGAGCCCAAACUAAAGGAACAGUUUACGUCCCUGCUUGAAAUAGAUGACGUUUUCAGAUGUGGUCUAAGUCUCGUGAGACAAGAUGAUCUGGACUUCUUGCAGCAGGAAUCUGCAGCAUAUUCAGUACAGAAGGAUGCAGAGCUAGCAGCCAAAUGCAGGGUGAGGGGAAACUCCAGCUUCAAGACUAAAAACUACACUGCAGCUGCUCUGCACUAUUCAAAGGGCAUCUGUUUUGCUCCCAGUACUUCGGAGCAGCUGUCUCUGUGCUACGCCAACCGCUCUGCUACGCUCUACCAUCUGCAGCACUACCAGGAAUGCCUUGAUGACAUUGACAGAGCCGUGAAGAAUGGCUAUCCCUCUCAUCUUUUACACAAACUGGAGGACCGCCGCACUCUGUGCUUUAAACAUCUCUCUGUACAUGAAAAGGGAAGGGAGGAUGAUCAAAACCCUGCCUCAAACGAUUGUAAAGGUUCAGACACAGCAAAUUCACCAUCUGUUGGGCCUCUCACAGUUGGGAUUUGUCCUCAAGUUGUUGUUGACUCCACUGUGGAGAAAGGUCGACACCUGGUGGCUGUAAAUAGAAUUGCAGCCGGGGAGGUGAUUCUCACUGACAGGCCGUACAGCUGUGUCCUCCUACCAGGAAUGGAGGAGGUGAAAGGGAAGGUGGGACGGUAUGGCAGAGAGAGAGAAGUGUUGUUUGGAGUGGAGGACAGGCGUUGCCAUAGGUGUUUGACUGAAACGCUGAUUCUUGUACCAUGUGACAGGUGUAGCUACAGCCGAUACUGUUCAACUGGUUGUCAGCAGGAAGCCUGGGAAGAACAUCAUCGCUGGGAGUGUGCGCUGGGAGCAGAUCUGAUGGCGAUGGGCGUUAUGUCACAGCUCGCCCUGAGGUUAGCUCUCAAGGCAGGGUUAAAAAACUUUCUACUAGCAAGGGAGUCAAUCAGAGACAAGCACAAAGAGUGUUUUAAUAAUCACUCGAGUGAUCCUUCUACGUCAUCCUAUGGGGGCUCUUACCUGAAUGUGUAUAACUUGCUGCACCACCUGAAUCACCACAGCCCUGCUCUGCGUUUCAUGUGUGCGGUCACCGCAGCAACACUCUACCUGAAGCUCAGCAAGGCAGGACCACCACCUGUAUCAUGGAGCCAUACCCCACAGGGACCAAACAAGGAGGGAGGAGACGCUGAUUGGAAUGCAGAGCUAUGGAUGCUGGGAAGUGCAGUUCUACAGCACAUCCUACAGCUGAGGUGUAACGCCCAGGCAAUAGUCGUGCUGCAAGACACAGGAGCAACAAACUCACCGGUGCAGUCCAACAGGGAAAUUCGCAUUGCUACUGCAGUAUUCCCGACUCUUAGUCUUCUCAAUCACUCUUGCUGCCCCAACACCAGCCUGGUGUUCAGCACUGGAGGCAUUAUUGAGCCUUCUGGUUCAGCUCUGUCUGCAGACUUCAGUGGGGGUGAAGCUGAAUGGAGGCACAAGGCGCAGGGAGUCACUGUAACAGUCAGAGCAGCCAAACUCAUCACUCCUGGACAAGAGAUCCUGCACUGCUAUGGUCCUCAUAGCAGCAGGAUGGUGACCCAGGAACGCCGGCGUCUUCUGCAAGAGCAGUACUACUUCUUGUGUCAGUGUGAGGCCUGUAGCCAACAGCAGCAGGACGUGGAGGAGCCCAGACAGCAGGAGCCAGGCGCUGAGGGCAGAGAUCUUGGACUCCUGUGCAUCAAGUGCAAAGGAUCUCUCAAAAAAAGGAGUGAGGACAGAGAAGCCGGAUUUGUAUGUUCACGCUCAUCCUGCAGUCAUUGUAUGUCCUUAUCUGACGUGAACAACAGUCUGCAGGAGAUCAGGGUUAACCUGGAGAAGGCUGUGGAACUCAUGGAGACAGACAGGCCAGGUGAGGCCCUAAGACUUCUAAAAAAGACUCUGUGUCAGUCUGGUCUCAUCCUUGCAGAGACACAUCCACUACAGGGGGAGCUAGCUGAUGCCACAGCCAGAGCUUAUGCUUCUCUGGGUGACUGGAAUAGUGCAGCAUCCCAUCUGGAGCGAAGCGCUGUAGCCAUUGCCUCCCAGUUUGGAAAAGAAAGCGUCGAACUGGGUCGACAACUCUUCAAAUUAGCACAGCUACACUUCAAUGGUGGUUCCCGAGGGGCAGCUCUCUCCGUCAUCCCCAAGGUCAGGCGACUUCUCUGCCUUCACUGCGGUCCACACUGCCAUGAAUUACAGGAGCUGAAGGCCAUGGAGGACUGCUUACAAGGGUAGUUUUCAAAAAAAAGCAAACUAUAAUUAGUUUUGUACUUUGUGAAGCUCAUUAAAAUAUGAGAAAUUUCAUGAUUGCAGGCCUUGUUUGUUUUGUGUCUUUAGAAAGCUGUUACAUUGCAGGUAACAUAUAGUCUUUUUAUAAGUUCUUGUUUUUACAAGAAGAAAUUAUAUUAUAGCACUGUAGUGCUGUACAUACCCUCAGCUAUGCUAUAAAUAUGGGUAACCGUCUGACCUUUAGAUGGCAGCAAUUGUCCAGUGACUAAUUCAAUUUCAUGCUUGAAUGACUGGACAGUAAGAUGUAGCUUCUACUCCUGAACCUACAGUACAUGGCCCAUGUCCUCCAAGACCUUCAGCUUAAAAGUCUUUAUAGGACCAUUACGGCGUGAUGUUCACGUGUUGGAGCAUUUUUCCUCUUUCAGUCAAUCAAUUAAAAGCCUUGCAUGUAAGUGAUGAAGUACAAAGACUAGUGUACCACAACAGUGAAGAAAUAAGGGUUCAGGUCACAGUAAGCUCUGAUGUAAAGGUUCAUUAGCUUUUAAAAAGGAGCGGAAGCUCAUGUUGGGCAAAGACAAUAAAAUCAUGAUCACAGCUGGAAGUCCCGAGGCAUGUGCCAGUUAAAACCUCACAAGUGUCUGGAGGGCAGCCAAUCUGACAGAUGUGAAGAUGUGCGUACAAGUCAAGGUCAAGACAAAACUUUGGUGAGGCAGCUGGUGAAAGAAGCUGGGGAGCAGUGACUCCUCAGUGAACUCAGAAUGGUCCAUGGGGCAGAUUCCUGCUGAUGAUUGUGGGAAGAAGGUUGAAAGUUAAGUCUGAAUAACGUCUUCAUUCAGGUCAACUUUUAAUUCUCUCUUAAAAACUGUAGAAAACUGAGACUGUAGAUGAAAUUCUUUUCAACAUCUAUUAAUGUGCUGAUUAAAAAAAAAAAUCAGAUCUGUAUUCUAUAACACAUUAGAAAGUGGUUAGAAAUUUCUUAUCACGAUAUUCCAGAAUGAAAAAUGUCCAUCAGGAUAUCACAGAGCACAAAGUAUCAUUAAUAAUAUUGAGCUGUCCAAAUCCACUAGAUGUUUAAUUUACUGGAAAGUAAACCAAAAAGUCUGACAACCAUCAGAAACGUCAGUGACUAAAGCGUGUGACUUCCUGAAAGGAGCCGAAAGAUUCACUCUACUUAUUAAAUUCAAAUAUACUGGUCAACAGAAAAUCAGUGUUGCAAACAGAAACCGAUGUCUGCAAAAUCAAUUUUGAUGGCUUUCCUUAUUUUAUUUUUUUUUGUUAUAAAUGAUGUCACACAGCAGCCAAUCUGAAAGAUGUUAUCAUACAACAGAAGUCUAGACUGCCUGGCCUUAAUGAGUGAAUGAACUAUUAAAGCACAUCUAUACAGUGCCCUUAUGUGAACCAAAAUUUCAGAAGCGGGACCACGUCUCCAAACAUGCUCCUUCCGGUUCUUAUCUAUAUAUGUUCCCCCAGUUCUACAAGCUGUUCAUUCUGGUUUACGUGCCCCACCCACCUUCCCCUUUCCAAUUCUUUAACUUCUUCACUUCAAUUUAGUACAUGGGAAUCUGCUAGGCCUGGGAGCCGCCGCCAGUCCCUUUGGAGGCCUUCCCCAAACCGCAGCUUAAUUCAUGUCAUUCAUUAUCUACUAAAAUGCUGUCAAACCUAAAUUGAGGACGUGGGCCCAGCUAGCAUGAACUAAAAUCUAAUUGAGAUGCUUUGGCAUGACCUUAAAUCUGCAAAAAAAGACUUUUGACAUUACUGUGUGGGUGUUAUGCCAGUCACAUCUAUACAUCUAUCCACAUCUAUACUAAGCAGUCAAAAACAUUUGGUGAUAUAUGUUCUAUAAGAAGAAACCUUUUGACAAAAUAAUCAGAGUUUUCAGAUCUUUAGUCAUGCUAAAUUUCAGUGUUUAGCCAAUCAAGCGGCAAAUAUUUUAAUCGCUUGUUUUUAAAUGAAAUUAAUUUAGUAUUCUCACUCUUUGGUCAAAUGUCUCGAAAAACAUGUCUCUUUGUAUGUUUUGUCCUCUUAUAAGCUAAUGUAAACUGAGAUAUUGUUAAAAGGCAAAUAUGCAAGUGAUUGUAGCUUUAACACAGCUUAUAGGCUUUAGAAAAGAAGCUGAUGGAGUGCAUAAUAGGAGAUUUACACUAAUGCAGCUUGAAAUCCCCUACAUCAGAGAUAACAGAGUUUUCAUAAUAAUCCUACAUAUAAUUCAGCUAUGCAUCUUGAAUAGUAAAAUCUUUGUUACCCAAAGAAAGACGUAUCAAAAGAGCCAAAUUUGUCUUAUUUGUAACUAAUCAUCAAAUACCUCAGGUCCCCAUUGUUGCAUCUGUGUUUACAUUUCCAAAUGGGAAAUUCUUCGAAUUUGUUUGCUUCUUCUUCUGCAUUUGUAAGAUAAGUUGUGUGUACAUCACUCUCAAUAGGAGCUGAGAGAGACAUGCAAGCCCAUGUCCAAAACAAAUCACACGAGCUAGGUAAAUAUUUUUGAGGUAGGGGGUGAAAAGGAGCACAAGAAAGACAAACACAAUCAGCAUGAAAAGGUCUGCAGAUGUCUGCCGGCUGUUGCAGUAUCAGAUAGUGGAUUUGUUAUUUUCACUGUGCAGUGCCAUUUGAGCCCAUUUCCACAGGCUGCGAUCUUAUCAGAUGUUUUCCUACAUAAUGCAAUCAAAAAUGGACAGACCACAGACAAAAAGCUGUGGUGUGCUGUGCAUAUUCGGUGAUAUCUCUAACAGUCUGACAGAGCCACUACCAGCUGAGACGCCUAACUCAUCUCUCCAAAUUACAACCAUGCAGCUUUACAGUUGUAGGCAGAGGUUUACAUACACUCACAUGUAGAUCAACCACUCUUCUUGGAAGAAUAAAGUGGUUGGUUUCCUGGCAUGGACCUGGCUAUUAAGCAUAAUCCACAAAUUUUCAAUACAGUUGAUGUCAGGGCUUUGGGAAAACCAUUUCAUAAGUUUAAUGCUAGACUGAUUUAUUCAUUCCAAAACCAGUUUUGAUUAACAUGUUUGUGAUCAUUUCCUGUUUGAACACUCAACUCUGUACCUGUUUUAACUGUCUAGCUGUUCAGUUGAGAUUAAUUUGAAGAGAUUGUAAUCCUCCUCCUUCAUUCUUCCAUCUACUUUGAGCAAUGUAGUAGUACCACUGACAGUAAAACAGACCCAGAACAUGAUGCUACCACCACCACCGUGCUUGACAGCUGGUACCGUGUUUUUAGGUUUGAAAUCGUCACCUUUACGCUUCUAAACAUACAUCUUGGCAUUAGGGCAGAUAGCUUAAUCUUUGUCCUGCUGGACCAUAAAACUUGUCUCUGGAAGGAAUUGGCUUUUCUAUGUUCACCGCUGCAAAUGUCUGCGAGCUUGAAGGUGUUGAUUUUGCAGCAAAAGCUUUUUUUUUUUUGUCUGUACCUUGUCAGUCCAUGGCGAUGUAAAACUCUCUUCAGUGUGGACAGUGACAUUGGUGUUCCAGCAGUUUCCAGUUUAUGACAGACUUGAACUCUGGUAGUUCCUGGGUUGUUUUUUAACAUCCGUAUAAAUUUCCUCUUAUCUGAGGGUUGCUGUUUGAUCUAAUGAUCUUGGAAUCUGCAGUUGUUAAGAAAUGCCUCUAAGAGACUUUUUAAGAGAUCUGUCUCUUUCUCCUGUCAGGUUUACUGUUUUCCCCCUCAUAAAAUCCAGCAAUUGGUAUGAUCACAAGCCAGACAGCAAGCUAAUACAACUGCCCAAGCAUACAAAGAGCACAAUAGACUGGGACAAUGCUCAAAAUCAUAGGAGCAGGAGUAUUUCAGCAGUUUUAUAUAUUCCAUAAAUUAUCAUAAAAAGAGUAUGUAAUAGUCCAAAACCAUUGGAGCACUGUGGUGAUUUGAAUUACAGUGUGGGAAAGCAGAAGCACCAAAAACAAAAAUCACAUGCAGGCCCACGAGUGAACUUGACGCUUCAUUCUCAGCUUCAGUCUCUGGGGUUCUUUUUUCAGACAUUACGUAGCCUCCCCUGAACCGUAGCAAAUGCUCUAAUUUGAGUUUGCAGUGUUUACCCUUCCAAAAGCAGGGCCGAUGCCCAAUAAAAUCCCAUUAAUCCAGCCAAUGUCAGCCUAUCCCCACAGACACCGGAUGAGAGGUGGGGCACUUUCUGGAUAGAUAGGCAUUCCAUUACAGAGUCAGUACUUAAAUAUUUUUGAGUUGGUUUGAAGUUUGUGAUCAUUAUGGAUGUGAAUAAUCCAAUCAACCCCCCUUCCCACUUAUUCAUCAGCCUUCAGUUUUAACCUGCUGAUGAUGCUGGCCCCUUUGGAGAGCCUGAUGUUCAAACUGUCACAUCCUGACACGAGCACUCCCUCUGAAACUCCGAACCUCUCCAGUGUCUCUGUCUGCCUUUAAGCUGGUUUGUUCCUUCAGUCUUCAAUGCUCCAUCUAUCAUCCUCUCUCUACAGCAGAGGACAUUUGAAUCAUGAUGCAGAUGAUGGUAAUUUGGCUGGGCUCAUGUAAAAAUAAAAUUUCCAUCACUCUCUCAAGGUUAUUAUCAACUAAUAUGAAAAUCGCUGACAGUAAAUCAUAGUCUCGAUCAAGACUGAAUGUUAAGUACAAUGAUGAUGCAUUGGAACCAGUUCUGUUGGGCCAAAAAUAGAAACAUUCAUUAGUUAUUGCUUGUUUUGCAGGCUACCAUCUCAGCAUCCAAAUCAUUGUUAGAUGUAGAGAGAGAACGAUAGCGAGCACUUGUGGGCUGAAUAAGAAUCACGAGCUGUGGAUAGAGGAGAGGCUAAAUUUGGCACAUGUGCAUUAGAGGUGUUCACACUACAGGACAAGGUGAAGGUGAGCUUAGCCAGCAGACCCACCGGCAAUCGCUCUCCCAAACAGCCUGUUCACCUUGCCGGAACUCAGUCACACACUUAUGAGUAAGCAGCUCGACACAUACAAAGUUAGGUUUUGAUUGACACUUCAAUCUGCAGGCUGUAUGACUCUGGGGAUGUCAGUGUUGGUCUGUAAAUGAACUGCUUUGGUCCUGCUUAAGAUCACCAUUAUUAAACUGUUAUCAUAAUAUCAUUGCUCCAAGCACAGCCUCACAGAGCUGCACACAUGGAUGAAGACUCUUGUCACUGCUUCUUAUUUUCAACAUUUCUGGAAGUAAAAUGUACCUUCUGGCUGCUUCUGAGUUCCUAAAAAGGUGAUCAUCUAAUAUUUACACCUGUAAAGUAUUAUUUAGUACAAUUUGGGUUUCACUGCCAUCACAUUAUCCUAAUAAGAGGAGCUGCUGUUGACGAACUUCAUGAUUGAAGGCUUUUUUCCCGUCCCCCGACUGCUGUCUGCUCUCUUGUUAUGAUGUUCCCAGAUAUGAAAGCUGAAUAUUGCUGACAUUAUUCAUCCACCUCCAGGGAACAAUAAGGCGUGCGACAUACUUCGAACCUCAAAAAGCAAAUAAAAAAUAUUGAGGAGAAAGUCGCCCUUGGGGAAAUUUAUUUAUUUACUUAGUUUAUAUUCUGUGGUGUCAGCAUACUCCUCUGCCACCUGGGGCUCUAAAUAUGUUAAGUGAAAAAUAUAGGGCCAUCAACUCUUUUUUUUCUCCCCGAUUUUUUUUAUAACUGCCAUAAAAGUAUAUUCAUCUGACAAGCCAAGAAGGUUUAUUUCUCUUUUGCGUGUGUUUGAUGAAACUGAAGUUUGGCAGAGUCAGCUUGAUGUUCUGAAACUUUCUCACAUAAAACUGUAAUCUAUCUUGUCAUAGGGGUAAAAAGCUAAGAAUAGGUCCCCUCUCUCUUCUCGCCAGAUAAAAGUAAUGACCUCUCCUUUUUAAUUUGCCUCACUAUAAUAAAUGUAAAAUAAUCUCCCCCUCCCCCUUGUCAGCCUCCUUUUUUUUCUUUCUUAUGAACGUCCCGCUCUGUUCCCGACUGUAAUGGCACGAGUAUUUUCAGCACUGUGGAGGAGCAUGAAUGGAUGAUGAAGCCAUUUACCUCAGUGACUGCUCAUGCUCCUCAUUCAUCAGUCUACC